AUGUUUCGUUGUAUUAAGGAAGCAUUUUUAAUUUAUAGCGUUUACAUCUGUGCUCAUUAUACCAAGUAUUCCAGUGCUCACUAUACCAAGUAUUCCAGUGCUCACUAUACCAAGUAUUCCAGUGCUCAUUAUACCAAGUAUUCCAGUGCUCACUAUACCAAGUAUUCCAGUAUUCCAGUGCUCAUUAUUCCAAGUAUUCCAGUGCUCACUAUACCAAGUAUUCCAGUGCUCACUAUACCAAGUAUUCCAGUGCUCACUAUACCAAGUAUUCAAGUGCUCAUUAUACCAAGUAUUCCAGUGCUCACUAUACCAAGUAUUCUAGUGCUCACUAUACCAAGUAUUCCACUGCUCACUAUAUCAAGUAUUCCAGUGCUCACUAUACCAAGUAUUCCAGAGCUCACUAUACCAACGUUUACAUCUGUGCUCAUUAUACCAAGUAUUCCAGUGCUCACUAUACCAAGUAUUCCAGUGCUCAUUAUACCAAGUAUUCCAGUGCUCAUUAUACCAAGUAUUCCAGUGCUCACUAUACCAAGUAUUCCAGUGCUCACUAUACCAAGUAUUCCAGUGCUCAUUAUACCAAGUAUUCCAGUGCUCACUUACCAGUACCAGUAUUCCAGUGCUCACUUAUUCCAAGUAUUCCAGUGCUCACUAUACCAAGUAUUCCAUGCUCACUAUACAAGUAUUCCAGUGCUCACUAUACCAAGUAUUCAGAGCUCAUAUACCAAGUAUUCCAGUGCUCACUAA
Mercenaria mercenaria is the source of this 744-nucleotide messenger RNA. RefSeq names its product saposin-like protein 11. The record is from RefSeq and is a predicted model, not a curated record. The coding region runs from base 1 to 744 and encodes 247 amino acids. The transcript is spliced from 2 exons. NCBI's taxonomy places the organism in Eukaryota, Metazoa, Mollusca, Bivalvia, Venerida, Veneridae.